Molecule: messenger RNA, 1426 nt
Organism: Hibiscus syriacus
Lineage: Eukaryota; Viridiplantae; Streptophyta; Magnoliopsida; Malvales; Malvaceae
Exons: 10
Coding region: 162-1163 (333 amino acids)
Source: RefSeq, a predicted model, not a curated record
UGUUGCAUUAGCCUUGCUACAAACACAAUACACUUACUGCUUUCUCUUCUCUUGUUCUCCCUUCACCCUUCACUGGAAAUUUACAGUGAGAGUUGUAGAAUCUUUAAAAAAGGAAAUCCAACAACAAACACAAAGCUAGAAAACCAUAGCCUUACCAAUAAAUGGCGUCCUCCAUUUCCUUUACUUCAACACCUCCUUCCGCUUCCCCUUUUUUCCACCCUAAAAACCCAUUUCCUUCAUUUCCAAUCUGCGUUCCCUGCCGAAACCCCAGCAAAAGCUCUGUGUCUGUGCUAUUCCCUCUCUGCUUUGCUGCAAAGUCCCAGACGGAUGGACCUGUCAAGAAACGAUCGUCCUCGGCAGCUGGGAAUAAGAAGAGGAGGAAGGGGAAAAGCGGGAAUGAUGAUGAUAAUUUGAAGGAGCUUAGUUUGAGGGAUGUUGAGAUUGUGGAAGAUGAUGAUGAUGUUGAUGAAGGGUCUUCUUCUACUAGUACGACUAGGCGUUCUUUAGCAUAUUAUCCUUCACCGCUGCCCAAACCGCCGGCUGGGUUUGUGGUCGAUGACACUGGCAGGCUUCUCAUGGCCUCAAACAAGAGAAUUGCCACCGUCGUUGAUUCUGUCAACAACAACUCAUUAGAGUGUGUCAUAAGGAGGGUAUUCCAAAGUUCCGGGGGGGAUGAAUGUAUGCUGCUCUGCCCAGUUGACACGCCUGUUCAGAUAUUAAAGAGCACAAAUAUGGAUGGAUGGUCCGCUGUCAGUGAUGAAGAAGUUGAAGCUAUUCUUCCUACAGCAGAAUAUGCUCUUGCCAAAAUACAUAUGCAUCUGGUCCAUAGUGGAUUCUGUUAUACAGCUCGUGGAGGAUUCUGCUACUCAGAAGACGACAUCUUCGAUUUCCGCACAGAUGACGGCCAAGAUAUAGAUGGGUUGCCAACUGAAGGCAUAGAGAUUACAUGCUUCCAUCUAGAUGGUGCUCAUUACAUGAUUUAUACACCAUCUGACCCACUUCUAUUCGUUGCUGUAAAGGAUCAGAAUGGACUUCUGCAAAUUGCUGAUGAUGAUCUCCUGGAGGACCCUGCUAUUAUGAGUGCCAUUGAUGAGGAAACUGAGUUCAAUGCCUUAGUGGAAGAAGAAGCUGCCCUUCUUGAAUCAUUGUUGGGUGAAAGAUGACCAGCUUACUCCCAUCAACUUUUCCCCUAAUACUUCCUCUCCACUUCUUUUCAAUAAAAACGCUAGUAAAAAAGGCUGUAGGUAAUUAUUUUUGCUCUAAAUUCCGAUAUUGUAAUUGCUUUAAUGAAGACAGAUGUUACACUUUGAUGGAAGGGUUAUAUUAAGUGAGGGAGGUGAUUGUAAUAAUUUGGAGAAUUGAAGUUAGCAACUGAAAUAGUGUUCAAAGAAAUUUGAAGAGGAUCCCCACUCAACUCUUCAAGCAC